Molecule: messenger RNA, 504 nt
Organism: Macrosiphum euphorbiae (potato aphid)
Lineage: Eukaryota; Metazoa; Arthropoda; Insecta; Hemiptera; Aphididae
Source: the annotation of a GenBank genome assembly
AUGCAAGGAAAAAAAGAAAAGGUCCUGACCUCAAGUGAUAAAUUGAAAGGGUUCUUAAAGAAACUACAAGUUUGGAAACUGCAUGUAGAAAAUAAAAGUUUACAGAUGUUUCCUUUAACUUUUGAUAUAGAUCCCCAGAGGGACAUAACCACCCAACUAGUUUUAAAUCACCUUACAGCUCUUGAGGACAGCAUGGCACAGUAUUUUCCCCAUAUCUCAGUUGGCAAGUACGAUUGGGUGCGCAAUCCUUACGCUACUUCGUCAGAAUCAACAGCUGACCUAUCUCUUGAGAAAGAAGAACAUCUGGCAGAAAUUCAGGAGGAUAGAACACUACGACUGAAAUAUAAUGAAUUACCACUAAUUAGAUUUUGGAUGUAUGCAAAGACAGAAUAUCCUGUAAUAGCAGAUGAAGCAAUCAAAAUGUUGUUACAUAAUUUUUCAACCACCUACAUGUGCGAGUUAGGCUUUUCGCCACUUACAAACAUAAAUAACAAAAAACGUUAG